CUACCGCCAUGGCGUCCGCUGCAAAGUACACGACCCUCCACGAGACUUGCUUCAACUACCCGUGCGUCGACAACCACGCACAUCCUCUGCUCACCGCAGCGAACAGAGAUGCCGUCGACUUUGAGGGCAUCAUCGCUGAAGCGACGGGCCCUGCGCUGCUCGAAGACUCGGUGCACACGCUCGCGUGUUUCAAGGCCACUGCUCAGUUGGCGAAGCUAUUCAACCUUGGGCCUGAUGCGACUUGGAACGACGUCAAAGCCAAGCGCGCGCAGCUCCCAUAUGACGAGCUUUGCGAACUGUCCCUGAAGCCCACCAAUAUCCAGUGCAUCCUUUUCGACGACGGGCUCGGCGGCGUCGAGGAAUGGUGCGAGUCGUACAAGUGGCACGACAGAUUCACGAAGAGCGCCAGUAAGCGUAUUGUCAGAGUCGAAGUCGUCGCUCAGGACAUCCUGAAGACGCUUGUAGAUGCGUCGAGUUUGUCUUACUCGUCCGGAACAGAUCCUGCAUAUAUCCCGACUCUGCUUGAGACCUUCGCCGCGAAGCUCACUGCGUCCAUCCAAGCCUCCGCCGACGACCCCGAGGUAGUCGGCUUCAAGUCUGUUGCGUGUUAUCGCACAGGAUUGGACGUCGCUACGUCCUGCACCCAAGAAGAUAUCGAAGCAGCACUAGCGUCGUGCCUUUCACGGUACGCGACCAUUAGUAAGCUGCGCCUCGAUGACAAGCACCUGAACGACUAUGUCGUACGCGCAACUUUGGAGAUCGCCGGGAAGUGUAACAAACCCGUCCAGUUCCACACUGGCCUGGGUGACAAUGACCUCACCCUUACACGCUCCUCGCCCGCGCACCUCCAGGGCGUGAUCAAAGCCUUCCCCAACACUCCCUUCGUCCUCCUCCACUCCAGCUACCCGUACACGCGCGACGCAGGGUACCUCUGCAGUGUCUACCGGAACGUCUACGUCGACUUUGGCGAGAUAUUCCCCUUCAUCUCCGGCACGGGCCAGCGUGCCGUCCUCCGGCAAGUCCUCGAGCUCUGCCCCACGAACAAGAUCAUGUGGUCCACGGACGGGCAUUGGUGGCCCGAGUCAUACUACCUGGGCACGGUGCAGGCAAGGGAGGCUCUGUACGCUGUCCUAGCAGAGUCCGUGCGUGAUGGGGACCUGACCGAGCAGCAAGCCGUGGGCAUGGUGAAGAACGCACUCUUCCACAACGCGAACCGGAUAUACUCGCUAGGCCUGAGUCCGCUCUAG
Gloeophyllum trabeum ATCC 11539 is the source of this 1247-nucleotide messenger RNA. RefSeq lists its product as uncharacterized. The record is from RefSeq and is a predicted model, not a curated record. Lineage: Eukaryota; Fungi; Basidiomycota; Agaricomycetes; Gloeophyllales; Gloeophyllaceae. Bases 9 to 1247 code for a protein of 412 amino acids. Gene Ontology annotation, molecular function: hydrolase activity. The transcript is spliced from 9 exons.